Colletotrichum gloeosporioides is the source of this 801-nucleotide messenger RNA. RefSeq lists its product as uncharacterized. The record is from RefSeq and is a predicted model, not a curated record. Lineage: Eukaryota; Fungi; Ascomycota; Sordariomycetes; Glomerellales; Glomerellaceae. Bases 1 to 801 code for a protein of 266 amino acids. The transcript has 2 exons.
AUGACCAAUAACGCUUUGGUACAGAACUGGUUCGAAGAGAAAGUCAGCAAGGCCAAGGAUAUCGGAGAGAUCACCUUUUUGCGAGAGCCAGAACUUGCCGUCAGCAAGGGACUAGUUCACGGCGCACUCGAAUCGUACAAGAGAGACGAUAUCUGGGUGUACAAGGCCCUCCAUUCUUAUGGCGUCGUGGUCUACAAGUCAGGUACGCAAGUGGAAGCGAAGCAGAAACUCUUGGAAAAAGGCAAGAUAGUCAGCCUCAAGAAGUUCAAGAAGAAGCAGACAAUCAGGUUCAAGUCGGGCAAUAAAGCUAGCACAGUUCUGUGGCUGGUUCGAUGGGAUAACGACGGGGAUGCGAACGGCAUAACAAAAGUCGGCUGCCUUACUACGGGCUGGUCUACUCCGAUUGAGUGGGAGUCAUCUAAGAGCUUGGGGUUCGACGCGAAGGCUGAAGUUGAACUCAGUUUUGAACGCCGAACUGCUAUCGUCGCUUUCUGGUCUAAGGGAAAGCAGGAACACCGGCGGGUGUUCAAUGAAGAAUGGCAUUCAGGGGCGGAUCAAACGCCUCCGAGGAGACUGCCAAGCUUCAUGAACCUUACAAAAAUCGGAUUAGGGAUCGCAGGAUUGAUUACAUUUAUCAUCAAUGCUGCGCUUGGGGACGACGUCCUUGAUGAGGGUGAUGGCGGUACCGAUAAGCCGCAAAAUGAUGGCAAAGGUGGUCCCAAGAAGCAUAAUGUUGAAGAACAAGGUGAUCAAGGUGCUGAAGAGGGUGUCGGACAAUUUGAUAACUUCGAGGAAGCAUAG